Molecule: messenger RNA, 573 nt
Organism: Suillus paluster
Lineage: Eukaryota; Fungi; Basidiomycota; Agaricomycetes; Boletales; Suillaceae
Product: EF-hand
Exons: 6
Coding region: 1-573 (190 amino acids)
Cellular component (GO): cytosol; membrane; intracellular membrane-bounded organelle
Molecular function (GO): calcium ion binding
Source: RefSeq, a predicted model, not a curated record
AUGGGCAAAUCUCAGAGCAAGCUGUCACCGGAGCAACUUGCCGAUCUGCAGAAGAACACCUAUUUUGACAAGCGAGAGCUUCAGCAAUGGUAUAAAGGCUUUCUCAAGGAUUGUCCAUCGGGCCAGUUGGACAAGACUGAAUUCAGUCGUAUAUAUAAACAAUUCUUCCCAUUCGGGGAUCCUGGAGACUUUGCAGACUACGUCUUCAACGUCUUUGACGAGAACAAAAAUGGUACUAUUGACUUCAAAGAGUUCAUCUGCGCUCUUAGCGUCACGAGUCGCGGACGAUUAGAUGAGAAGCUCAAGUGGGCGUUUCAGUUGUACGAUAUAGACAAAGACGGUUACAUCACCUAUGAUGAGAUGUUACAAAUCGUAUCCUCCAUAUACAAGAUGACUGGACAGAUGGUCAAGCUCCCAGCUGAUGAGGAUACACCUGAAAAGCGAGUGGAUAAGAUCUUCAGAAAUAUGGACCGAGACAAGGACGCAAAGCUCACGUACGAUGAAUUCGUCGAAGGCAGUAAGCAAGACCCGACCAUCGUCCAGGCAUUGUCGCUAUACGAUGGUCUUGUAUAA